Molecule: messenger RNA, 1511 nt
Organism: Drosophila biarmipes
Lineage: Eukaryota; Metazoa; Arthropoda; Insecta; Diptera; Drosophilidae
Product: serine/threonine-protein kinase prpf4B
Exons: 2
Coding region: 225-1394 (389 amino acids)
Source: RefSeq, a predicted model, not a curated record
AAUAUUUCAGGGCCAAUUCUCACAACUGCCUACCUAGCUAGGCAAGAUCUUAGUAUGAUAUUAUGGCACUUUUAGGAGCCCCAGCAGCUCGACCUUAUAUUAACAUACAAAGAGUGAUGCUUCAGAUCCACAGCAACAGGAAUACUAGCUGAGAAAGUACAGAUUCUGGGGUUCUGCCAUCUACCAAGCAGCCCUAACCAGAUCCCUCAAAUUCCGAACCGAAAAUGAAUAUAUUUCAACCGUAUGUCGUACUCCUGCUCCUCCUCCGCAUAACAAGCGCCCGUUCCAUGAGCUUUGGCCUGCCCUACUACGGAUACGACUCCUACCUGGACACGUAUCUGGACAGCAGCAACGAUGAUAUGUCUUCCAAGGAGGUCGCCUGCGACCGGGAUGGCAGUGCGCCGGGUACCGUGGAGCCCCCUUAUCCGGGCUACCAAACCCAUUCGCCCUACCAGUACAAUCCGUCAUCAUGUGGAAAUAACAGGGAUAGGGAUAGGGAUAGGGAUAGGGAUAGGGAUCGUGAUCUAGAUAGAGAUCGGGAUCGGGACAACUGUGACUCCAGUGACAGCGACUCAAGCAAGUCGCGGAUGAAGGCAACGCACAUUGCCCAGAAUGCCGCCCAGGUGGCCAAGGCCGCCAAUGAUGCACAGGCGGCGGCCGCCCAGGAUGCCUCCCGGCAGGUGAAAAUGCAACUGGCCGACAAGGCCAUCUCGGCCGCUCGGGCCGCCGAUGCCGUGCUGGAGGGCAAGCAGGCCAUUGUCGAGAACUUCGCUCGGGAGGUCCGGGAGGCCGAGGCCGUGGUGGAGCAGGUGAGUGCUUCCCUGGAGUCCAGCGAGUCGAAUGUGGAUGCCGCCUGUGCUGCGGCCAAGACGGCGGAGGCCCAAGCCCUCUCGUUCAGGGCCAUGGUGGAGCAGACCAGGGCCACCUUGACCGAUGUGGACGGCCUGAUCGAGCAGGCCAACGCGGAUCUGGAGGAGAAAACCCAGAUGCUGACGGCCGCCAAGGCGCGUGGCGACCGACUGGCCCGCCAGAUGGCGCAGGCCAGGUCCGAGUACGAGCAGGUGAAGGAGGCGGCCUGUCGAGCCGCCUCCGCUGCCGUGGAGGCCAAGCAAAAGGUGUCCUCCAGCAACUUCCUGCCCUUGGGCGGUGCAGGCGGGGGAGGUGCUGGUGCUGGGACGGGGGGUGCUCUGCCGCCGCCGCCCCAAAAGACGGGUGGGUGUGGCGGCUAUGGCCACGACAGUGGCACCUGCCAAGCCCUCCUGGAGCUCUACAGGCAGCGACGCCGGCAACAACAGCGAAUGCGGCGAGAGAAGCUCCGGAACCGGGCGGUUCGAGGUCAAGGGGAGUCCCUGUACGAGGAUCGCUCCUUCGGUCUGAUGCGACCUAUGUAUUGAUAGCAACUACCGGUCGAGGUGUCUAUUUUUAUAAUCGUUACUUUGGUUUACAUUUCUUAUUGUUCUGGUCUGCAGUUUAACAAGGAUCAAAAAACCCCUCCCCUCUCGACUUAUGUA